UAUAUAUAUACUACACAACCGUAUAUUCAUUUUCAUCAUUUCCAACUUCAGAUUCUCUUACAGUUGAAUCAAAACCAUUUUGCUUUGUAAGAAAAACACAACUUCUUCAUCAUCAUCAUCACCAUGAGUCACUUCAACAAUCACCAAGAAGCCCCUGCUGUAUCAUACCCUCCAGCUCCAUAUAUCAGUGCCCCACCACCUAUGGGUUACCCUUCGAAGGAUGGUCCUACAGCUGUAGGGUACCCCCAACAAAGAGUUCCAGAGGAAACCAAAAGCAGGGGUGAUGGGUUUUGGAAGGGAUGUUGUGCUGCUUUAUGUUGCUGCUGGGUCUUGGAUUGUUGCUUCUGAUUGAAUCAUUGAAUCAUAGCACAGAUUGUGUUUAUCAUCAUUUGUUUUGCUUCACAUUACUAGCUUCCUAUUGUAUUCUUUGUAGUUUGUAGAAGAAUAAGGAUCUUUGUCCUCUUGGACAGCGUGUAUUAUAUCCCUUUUGUGGAUGCUGUUUUUUAUUCCCUAUACUUUAUGAUGUAUUUAAUCAGUGUAUUAUUUGAUUUUUGUUAAUAAAAAAAGUUAUGAUAAGUUAGUUAUCGCGUUUGAGAA
Molecule: messenger RNA, 597 nt
Organism: Cajanus cajan (pigeon pea)
Lineage: Eukaryota; Viridiplantae; Streptophyta; Magnoliopsida; Fabales; Fabaceae
Product: protein CYSTEINE-RICH TRANSMEMBRANE MODULE 9
Cellular component (GO): plasma membrane
Source: RefSeq, a predicted model, not a curated record